UUUAAAAUAAAGAAAAAUAUAAGAAUAAAAAGUAUAAUAAGAUUAAUAAGAAAAAUAAUGUUAAUAAGAAUAAUAAUAAAAAUAAUAAAAAUAAUAAGAAUAAUCAGAAAAAUAAGAAUAAUAAGAAUAAUAAGAAUAAUAAUAAAAAUAAUAAAAAUAAUAAGAAUAAUAAGAUUAAUAAGAAUAAUAUGAAUAAUAAGAAUAAUAUGAAUUAUAAGAAUAAUAAGAAUUAUAAGUAUAAUAAAUAAAAUAAGAAUAAUAUGAAUUAAAAGAAUAAUUAGUAUAAUAAUAAUAAUAUUAAUAAGAAUAAUAUAUAUAAUAAGAAUAAUAAAAAUAAUAAGAAUAAUCAGAAAAAUAAAAAUAAUAAGAAUAUUAAGAAUAAUAAGAAUAAUAUGUAUAAUAAGAAUAAUAAGAUUAAUAAGAAAAAUAAGGUUAAUAAGAAAAGUAAGUUUAAUAAGAAUAAUAAGAAUUAUAAACAUAAUAUCAAUAAUAAGAAUAAUAAGAAUAAUUAGAAUAAUAAGAAUAAUAAGAAUAAUAAACAUAAUAUCAAUAAUAAGAAUAAGAAUAAUAAGAAAAAUCAUAAAAAUAAGAAUAAUAAAAAUAAUAUAAAUUAUAAUAAUAAUAGGAAUAUUAAGAAUAAUAAUAAUAAUAAUAAUAAGAAUAAUAUGAAUAUUAAGAAUAAUAAGAAUUAUAAGAAUUAUAAGAAUUAUAAGAAUUAUAAGAAUUAUAAGUAUAAUAAAUAUAAUAAGAAUAAUAUGAUUCAUAAGAAUAAUAAGUAUAAUAAGAAUAAUAAUAAUAAUAAUAAGAAUAAUAAGAAAAAUAAGAAAAUAAGAAAAAUAAGAAUAAUAAGAAUAAUAUGAAUAAUCAGAAAAAUAAGAAUAAUAAGAAUAUUAAUAAUAUUAAGAAUAAUAAGAAUAAUAAGAUUUAUAAGAAAAAUAAGAUUAAUAAUAAUAAUAAUAAGAAUAAGAAAAAUAAAAAUAUUAAGAAUAAUAAGAAUAAUAUGUAUAAUAAGAAUAAUAAGAUUAAUAAGAAAAAUAAGGUUAAUAAGAAUAAUCAGAAAAAUACUAUUAAAAAGAAUAAUAAGAAUAAUAAGAAUAUUAAUAAAAAUAAGAAUAAUAAGAAUAAUAAGAAUAAUAGAAAUAUUAAUAAUAAUAAGAAUAAUAAGAAAAUAAGUUUAAUAAAAAUAAUAAGAAUAAUAAGAAUAAUAAGAAUAAUAAUAAUAAUAAGAAUAAUAAGAAUAAUAAACAUAAUAUCAAUAAUAAGUAUAAAUAGAAUAAUUAGAUUAAUAAAAAUAAUAAGAAUAGUAAUAAUUAUAAGAAUUAUAUAACGUUUAAUAAUUUUAAUAAUAAUAGUUUUAAUAAAAAGAUAUAUUAUAAUAACCAUAAUUUUAUUUAUUAAACGUAGAAUAAUAAUAAUUUUAAAAUAAUAUAUAAAACAUAAACGAAUAAACGUAACUUUAAGAUAAUAUUUAAGAAUUUAUUAUUAAAUCUAAAAUUGA
Molecule: messenger RNA, 1498 nt
Organism: Ichthyophthirius multifiliis
Lineage: Eukaryota; Ciliophora; Oligohymenophorea; Hymenostomatida
Exons: 1
Source: RefSeq, a predicted model, not a curated record